AAGGAAAAUAAAUUCAACCCUCGGUGACGUCAACAAAGAUGGCGGCGCCCAGGAUAGUGUCAUGCUGACCUGUGGGCUACUACAUUUAGCGUUUAGUUUCAGGUAGAUUAUGUCUCUUUUUUAAUCGGUUGACGCCAUGUUGUCAUUAAAGGUUUCCAGAGGGAAGGUCCGGUGUCUGGUCUCUCUGAGCAGGAGAUUCUCCACCGACCAGGACGGAGCUCACCGCCCUCCGCCCGAAACCAGCGCUCCUCUCCCGGACAGCGAGCCGCCCGAGCCGGAGUGGAGACCCCGGAAAGACCCCAGCGGCUGCUCCGUGCUCCUCUUCCCCGGCCAGGGCAGCCAGUUUGUGGGCAUGGGGAGAGGGCUCCUGAAGUACCCCAACGUUAAAGACAUGUUCUCCGUGGCCCAGAAGAUCCUCGGGUACGACCUGCUGUCUCUGUGUCUGCAGGGACCCGAGGAGGAGCUGAGCAGGACGGUGCACUGUCAGCCGGCCGUGUUCGUCACCUCACUGGCCGCGGUGGAGAGGCUCAACCACGACAACCCCAAGGCCAUUGAGACGUGUGUUGCUGCUGCAGGUUUCAGCGUCGGAGAAUUUGCUGCCCUGGUUUUUUCUGGUGCAAUGGACUAUGCUGAAGCUCUGUAUGCGGUGAAGGUUCGCGCAGAGGCCAUGCAGAAAGCAUCCGAGCUGGUUCCUAGUGGGAUGCUGUCGGUCAUCGGUAGACCUCAGGCCCAGUAUAAACAUGCAUGUGUGCAGGCUAAAGAGCACUGCAAGAGCCUGGGGGUCGAAACGGCGGUGUGCUCCGUGGCCAACUAUCUAUUCCCUGAUGGCAGAGUCAUCGCAGGGCACCAAAAGGCUCUGGAUUUCCUGCAGCAGAACUCGCGACGUCUCCAGUUCGUGAGGACCAAACCUCUCCCAGUCAGCGGGGCUUUUCACACCGAGCUGAUGGCGUCGGCUACUGAACCCCUCAGAGAGGUGCUCAGACAGGUGAAGGUGCGUCGCCCCGAGAUCAACGUCUACUCCAACGUGGACGGCAAACGCUACAUGAAUGAGAGCCACGUGCGCCGGCAGCUGGUGAAGCAGCUGGUGUCGCCCGUGAAGUGGGAGCAAACUCUGCACGAGAUCUACGAGAGGACGCAGGGAAAGAAGUUCCCCCACACCUACGAGGUCGGCCCGGGAAAGCAGCUCGGUGCCACGCUUCAGAAGUGUAACAGGAAGGCGUUCUUAACGUACGCACACGUGGAAGUCACCGCGGAUGAAGACUAAUAAAGCAACAAUAAAUGGGCCUCGGUGCUCAUUGGACAUUACCAGCAAGACCAUUUAAACCUGCAAGCUCCUGUGGUUGCUUCUUAAGGUCUUGUGUUAUUAUUAUGUAAUUAAAUAUUUUUUAUUAA
Molecule: messenger RNA, 1392 nt
Organism: Anoplopoma fimbria (sablefish)
Lineage: Eukaryota; Metazoa; Chordata; Actinopteri; Perciformes; Anoplopomatidae
Gene: mcat
Product: malonyl CoA:ACP acyltransferase (mitochondrial)
Exons: 5
Coding region: 137-1264 (375 amino acids)
Molecular function (GO): transferase activity
Source: RefSeq, a predicted model, not a curated record